Messenger RNA from Pieris rapae (cabbage white), 4986 nucleotides. It is a transcript of the gene Axn, whose product is annotated as axin. The record is from RefSeq and is a predicted model, not a curated record. Bases 332 to 2245 code for a protein of 637 amino acids. The transcript has 17 exons. Gene Ontology annotation, biological process: negative regulation of canonical Wnt signaling pathway. Lineage: Eukaryota; Metazoa; Arthropoda; Insecta; Lepidoptera; Pieridae.
AGGGAGCGCAUUAGAGCAUCAACAUUUGGACCAUGGCGAAAGCGAAGUCAAUUCGUUUUGAAUAAUAUUUUGUUUUUACUUAUUUGUGUUGUUCAGUGUUUGUUUCUUAGUGAAAAUAAUAAUUUUUUGGUUAUCCGGAUUGUAAGUCUACGUUGAAGUGAUAAAGUUUUAUCUCCAAAGUUUUAAGUUUUGUGUGAAAAGUUGUAAAAGUCACUCGAGGAUUCAGGUGUCAAUGAGGAUGUUAUUCACCUCAUACACAGCACCGUUCAGCUGAAGUUUGAAGGUGGUAUCUCGCCAUGCAGAGUGCGGGUGGGAGCAGGGCCUGUGCGCCAUGAGCCAUACUCCUGGAGGCGGCCACCCGCAAGGUUGGGAGCACAAGCUUGCAGACCGGUCGUCGCUGCCGCCAGCACCGGGGGAGGAGAAAACCAAAUCUCAGUCCAAACAUGUGUUCACACAGCCCCAUAACCCUAAAACGAGCGCUAUGUGGUGGCGCGAAGAGACGGAAGGCUCGUCGGGCAGCAGCGCACGUUCACCUGCCUCACCUCCCUAUGUACGUUGGGCUAGAGCCCUGCACUUCCUGCUCGAGGAUGCAGAGGGCGUGCGUCUGUUUCGUAAGUUCGUGUGCGGAGCCGGCGGAUUGCACGUCGAUCGGCUUAACUUCUACUUCGCCGUGCACGGCUUGCGACAGGAGACCGAACCGUCCAAGAUCCGGCAAGUCGUGUCGGCUAUAUACAAAUUCCUGCGGAAGUCUCAGCUAACGAUGCCGGAAGCGCUGAAGUCGCAGGUCAAGCAGGCGAUCAAAGAUGGCGCAUCCAUCGAGAAGACUAUCUUCGAUGAAAUGGAGCGAGAGGUGACGCGCGCCAUAACUGAAACGACGUACCAAUCGUUCCUCCGGUCGGAAGCUUACGUCUCGUACGUGAGUGCGGCCACUCAGCCUCUUUCCUCGCCUGACGCCUCGCCACCUCACCAUAAAGAGAUGCCAGUAUGCGGCCUGGCAACAUUGCACGAAGGUCAGGAGUUGUCGGGCGCGAGCGCGAAUACGAGCUCGAGUACGAGCGCACGUCUCACUCACGACGCGUUGCUCGCCACUCAAUCGCGGAGACUCCACUCGGACGUCGCACCUCACCGUCACAAGCGGUCAGUGUACAGCGCUCACGUGUCGUACGCGGGGUAUACGCCGACGUCGCGUCAGGACUCAGAACGGGGCAGCCUUAGCAGCGGACGUACCGAUAGUGAUGCUGUCUCGCUUUCCGGCAGUAGUGUGGAUGGUAUGUCUGUGCGCGGCCCCAGAGAUAGCCGGGAGUCGCGGCAUCGGCAACGCCUGUACGGAAUGGACAGGCAGGCCGUUAUCAAUAAGGAGCAGGAUACUGCAAUGAUGAUCCCCCGUACCCAACGAGUUCAGUCUGAACAAUUACGAGUUCUGCCGCCGGCUGAAUUUGCGCCGCUUCUAAUUGAGAAAUUAGAAAGAGUUAGAAGAGAUAGAGAAAACAAGGAGAGACUGGAACGGAGAUUAGCUGAGGGUGAGGGUGAAGAGACCUCAUCUCAAGUGCUUCCACCACAGUUAGUUGCUGCUGCAAUUCGGGAGAAGCUUCAGCCAGAUGACGACAACGAUCAGGAUAUUCUUGAUCAGCACGUAUCCCGAGUAUGGUCCGAACGCACUCCGGGUGGAUCUCCUCCUGGUGGAAGACGAGCGAGGAGACACAAUCGCCGAGCUCCUUCCUGCCUCUCUGCUGACUCCGGCCAUUAUGAUGAACCGCCGCAUCUUGCUACACGCAGAUCGUUCUCAAAGAAAACGGUGACAGAGCUGACAGACAGUGGCGUGUCGGUUGUAAGCGAAGGUGGAGUGAGUGGGCUGAGUGCUGCGAGUGAGCCCCGGAUUCUUCUUUGGAUCGCUGAAGGGGAAAGGGGAGAACGGAGGGCAACUUCGGCUGAUAGACAUCGCCGGCAAACACGCGGCGGCGGCGGCAGCAAGAGCAGCAGUACCAGCGGCGGCGUGGAGCAGACCGUGGUGGUGGCCCACUUCUUGGACGAGAGCGUGCCUUACCGCUUCAAGGUGCCCGCCUGCCCUCUCACGCUCAAGACCUUCAAGGAGUAUCUGCCGCGAAAGGGGAAUUACAGAUAUUUCUUCAAGACGGAGUGUGCGGAUCUAGACAACACAGUGAUUCAGGAAGAGGUCAGUUGUGACAACGACACGCUGCCCAUGUUCGAGGGGAAGGUCAUGGCCCGAGUCAAAGCUAUUGAAUAACUUCAGGAAUAUUGGGAAUUUGUUAAAUUAUUUGCUACUUAAAUGUUAGCUUUUAUUAUUUGUGUAUUGGACUUUGGUUUUUUAGUAAUUUACAAAGACGUUCUCUCCUAUAAAACUAAAAUUUAGACGCCUUUUUUUUUUUAAAUAAAAAGUCACCUGCCGGAAAUUUUGUUUCACCGGGAAUCUAUCCCAGGAACUUUGCGAUUAUUUAACUAAUUUAGAUCGUGGAACGUAGCUGGUUAUUGUGGGUCAAUGAUUUACACCGUGCAAACUUAAUUAGCCUCAAAAAUUUACGCAAAUAGAUUAACUGUUUAUGAAAAGUUUUGAGAUGGUUCACUUUGACGAGGUCAUAUAACCCAAUAUUUUGCUGGUCGAGAUAUAUAGUUUGAUUCACCUUUGUAACUAUAUAUCUUUGAUCAGCAAAAUUGGUAGCCCCAAACACCUAACAUUACUCCAGAGAAGAAAUAAAAAUUAUUAUAAAUAAUUAAAAAACGUCUGACAGUAGCAAAUUUAAAAAAAAUUUAGAUGGUUCUAAAAGAGCGUUAAAUAUUCGUUAAUAUUUUUACGAAGCGAAUAGGGCUUCGAUAAAUAACAUGGAAACAUCUGUUACCAUGGUUACAAUAUUGGCGUAUAAAAGGUGGUAAUUAUAGUCCACGCCAUAUAAAAGGUAUCAACAUCGAUAGGCUUUAAACUUGAUUGGAAAAAGAUAGCUUCAAUUACAACAUAUAUAUUAUGUAUAUAGUUGUCCGUCUGUAGAGUAAAUGUGUCCACUACAUAAUCGUCGUAUUGCCUGUUUGAUUUCUAUAAUAAAUAUUUAUUAGAAAAUCAAUUUGACAAUAUUGCCACAGACAACGCGACAUUCUGUAAAUAAUUAGUUGUAUCGGUAUAAUCUAUUGGAUGUAUUAGUGAAACAGCCCAGUAAAAAUUUUCGUCUACCCUCAAAAUACCUGUUAUUUUUUUAUAAAUUUUUUGCGUACGCCCAGUUCAGGGACAUGAAUUAUUUUUGAAGUCGCGUCCUCGAUUUACGCUUACUUUAUUUUUAUAUGAAAAUUUGUUUUAAUUAGUUGUUAGCGAAUGACUGCUUAGUUGGUACGCGCCGUAAGCGUUAUUUUCUAUUUGUUUUUGCGGGCGUUAGUUUAGCUGUGGGAAUUUAUUUUAAAAACUUAAAUGCCGGUACUGAAUGCCCAAUAUGUGGAUCCUGUUAAGGGAUCAAAUCUAUGUAAUAAUUGUUUAAUUGACAUAUUUAAAAAUUAUUGCAAUUACAAUUUUACCUGUGACAAUUAAUUGUCACGUCUUAAUCAAGUUAAGUUUUUUUAGUACAUUGUUAAGUGGACAGUUUUCCGUUCUGCAGCUGUGAAUAGUACCUACAUAUGUAUAUACAUAGUUGUAAGAUACAUUAUGUUUGCCGACGAAUACUGCGCUCGCGCUAUUUUGAUACUAUUUCGAUUAUGUCCACUCCCAAUGGUCUUUAAUUGAUAAUAUUAGCGCCAGGGUCGUAUUCGCUAUGAUUAUUUUAUCGAAUAUCAGACUGAAUUUUGUAUAAUUUCAAAGUAAUUCGAACCCAACUCCAUAAAGGAGGAAAAAAACUCAAAGAUUUACUUCCUAAUCACUAGUCCUUGGCGUGCGUUCUGUCGACUGUAUGGCCCACUUAAACCCAGUAAAUUUCUUUAAAUCUAGAGGAUUCAAAUUUAAAUAUAGCUAGUCAGUUUGGAUAGUUGAGCCUGCUAUCAGUCCCAUACUACUAUUUACAUAAAAAGGUAUGGGACUACCCGCAUUUUAAUUUUUUUUUUGUUCGUCGUCUAAUCUUUUUUUGAAGUACCCCGCGUACUCCUUUGUUGUACUAGGCCAUAGCGGGGCGACGGGACGCCGCAGUCCAAUAGUACUUAGCAGCGUUAGAAUAAGAUGUAUGAUAGCUCGAGUCCGGUCCACUGUAAGAUAGACGAGUGCACCAUCACUGCACAAUAUUGAGAAUAGGGUGCGUAAAAAUGUGCCUUCAAUGUUAAUAAAAUUUUUCAUAGUUGAUGCUUCUAACUAGACGUAAGUUUGUAAAUAUAGAGUAGCGCUAACGAACUCUUUAUUAUUAUUUAAAUAUAUUUUAAUUUAUUGCCUAAGUCGUGCGCGUCGCGGAUGCGCGUUUUUUUUUAUAUUUCUCCUCCGAUUCCGAUGUCUUCCUUGCCUCUCUUAGCUUAAAUCUUUUCUAUCUUAGAGAAAUGUGUAGCUUUUUAUAAUUUAACAGAUUUAUAGUCCGUUUCUCGCGCUGUUUGAACGACGCUUGUGAGUCGAAGCACUUCAAGCGAAUAUCUUCAAGUAUUUGUUGUCCAAUUAAAUGUCUCACUGCAUCGAAAUCGUUAUGAGCAAAACCGGCACAAUAUUUGUGUCGUAAACUCUAAGUCUUUCGCGUAUUUUUGAAUUGUUUUGUAUUUCUGGUGAUAUUCGCUUGCUCGAUGCGGCGUUACGAGGUACACGUAUGUAUAAAUAGAUAAUUAUAACAUUUUUAUAAAUACCAGUUUAAGGCACUCAGUUGGCUGGAUGUAUGUGAGAUACUUGAGAGCUCGGAAAAUAAUACAAUUGCUUGUUAAAUUUGUAAAAUGUUCCAUUUAAUGAUGAAUGGUGUUAAUUAUGGUACAUAGGUACGAAUAAUUCUUGGGCAGUUGUAUUGCGAGAAUUUCACUAAUCGGACUGUAUUAUUUUUUUAACUAGCACAUGUAACUAUUAAAAAUUAAAACUGGAACUGUGCCAUA